GACCUAUUUCUGCGAGGAGAUAUUUCUCGCUAGGCCUGUGCAAGUAACAUGUAAACACGGCAGACGAGCCCCGCACCAUGCACUGAGCAACGCCUCGCCCGUGCCUCGCCUCUUACAUGAGAUGAAAACUGCUAGUCAGCUCCUAAGGGAGGCUGAGGGUCUAAAGAGUCGUUUGAGCAGUUGCAGUCCUUUAGUUGGCAACAAUGAAGCCUGGGCUGUUCAGCAUCAGCUGCAGGUGGUGUGUGGGCAGCUUUUGGUCCACUGGAUUGAGGCUGCCCUGGACCAAGGGGUGGAGCGUGACUUGUGGAACUUAGGUUUUAGGAACACAAUAGCGCAACUUCAAGCUCAGGCAAAAGAUAAACAGGGAGGCUCAAAUGAAGCACGAGAUUUAUUAGGUUGGUUUCUCAAUUCAGCCAGUGGAUUCUACCUGCAACUCCUCAAUCAAAUAUGCUCAGAGUAUGGCCUUGACUUACCAUUUCGGAGGAAAGACAGCAUAUAUGGUGUAGUUGACCUGAAUAUAUCUACUCAAGGCAAGUCCAAAGCAAGCAGUCAGAAGAAUGCCUUGUAUCUGUGCCAGUAUUGUCUGGUUCACCUGGGAGACUUGGCGAGGUAUCGCCAUCAAGCCAAGCAAGCAGAGACAUAUUACAGACAUGCGGUAACGGUUGCACCUACAAGUGGUCACCCUUAUAAUCAGCUUGCGCUCCUUGAGGCUGGACGGGGGAACCGUUUAGCAGCUGUGGCACUUUAUGUUCGAGCCAUGUGUGUGCCUUGUCCUUUCCCAGGUGCUCCUGCAAAUUUAACACAAACACUUACAAAAGUGUUGGCUUCCUGCAGUAAUCGUGAUCUAAGUGGUUCUUCACGGGUCACAGGAGAGGAAUAUACAAACUUGUUUCUACAGUGCCAUGCACAGCUUUAUUUACAUGGGGAUGCUAUUAAUGCUCAAGAGGCCCUUCCAACCCUCUGUUCAGCUCUAUCUACUUUGGUAGCUACCAAUGCAUUUACCAGGACCAGCCUUAUUCAGAUGGUUGUUGUAAACCUUUUUGCUCUGAGCUAUUUUUUGGGAAAAAUCAACAUUAAGACUGGUGAAGAAGCUGGUGGAAAUAAAGAUGAGGAGAAAAGGGAAAAUAUAAAGGGACAUGAUGAGUGUCUGAAAGUUGUAGAAGAACUGGCCGUGGGGGUCCUGGCUGCCUUGCUCUUGCCCGUCCAUACAAUUCGUGAUCCUGACCAACUUAUGACAUAUCCUGCCCUUCCAGCUGUUCACCUGCUGUUUGAAUGGGUUAAAUGUGAACAAGGCAUGCUUCGUUCAGAUGCGAUGAAGAAAAAACAGCAAAUCUGGCCUGGACUCUGCACAUUAGUCAACAACUUGCAACAGCUCUUGAAAUCUUUUAGUGCAACCAAAUAUGCAGAUGUGCCACUUACAGAAGACUGGGAUUUGCAGGGAUUUGAACCACUGCAGAGGAUGCUGAAUAAAUACAAGUAUCGUGAAGGUCUGUCCAGACUCAGCCCUGAGGAAUAUAACUGUCUUCGUGCUUCUCGGCUCACAGAUGUAGCCAUGUGGUUUACUGAGCAGAUAAUUGAUGGAAAUUCUGUAAUUAGGGUAUGUGAAAAAAGUGAAGGAGGAGUGACCUUUGAAGCCAUGCAGAAUUCAAAUCCUCCAGUGGAUGAAGUUCGUGCCCUUGAGCAGCUCUCUUUGCAUCCCAAGUGUGAGGAAAAGCCAUCAUCGAGACGAGGAAAAGUGGGAAUCCUGAAACCACAAGGAUCUCUGGAGCGUGCAAGAGAAACAAGGGACCAGCAAGACUCCACAGAGGGCUCAGAAAAGUUACCAAAAGGGGUUGGAGAAAAUGAAGAUUUAAGAGAAAAAGGGCAGCACUAUCAGCAGUUACAACUGCCGACACAAGCACAACAACAGUCACAGCCACAACAGCAACAACAACCUCAGGAUCAGCAGCUGCAACAACAGGAGCAGCAACAGCAGCAGGGCACAGGUGCAGGACAACCUCGUGCACCUCGAACACGUACCAAUGUGGCAUUGCAGGCCAUCAUGAAGAGAAAUUCAGCAAUGCAAGAAGCUAAACAGGUAACAUUUAGAACUCCAUCUCCAACUGUGUCUCCAAACCCUUCUGAAGCUUCAAGUGAUAGUCAUCGUAGUCAGUUAUCUACUCCUCCCCUUUUAACUCCCACUUUCCAGCGGGAUCCACUCAUAAGCUCCCCUAUGCCUCCCCAUCAUGGGCAAAUAUUCCAGAUGGGUUUACCUCAGGGACAUGGAAAUUCCUUGGGAAGACAGAACCAAGGGAAUGACAACAACUUUUCAAAUCAGCAACAUUUUGGGGGCCCGCCUCCAUGGGGAGGAGUUGGUGUCCUAAGUGCAAAUCUUUCCUCCCAGUCUAAUAUACAAAGGCCUUUACUUCAACCGAAUCCAUUGAUAAAUACUAAUGUUAAUUUCAAAGGUCAGAGCAGUGUUAGUGGAAAUUCUCAAAAUAUUCUUCAGCAGUUACAGUCAUCCAAAGGUCUGUCAGACAUGUCAGCUGGAAUUUUUAGUCGACCAUCAAUGGAAGGAUUCCAUCAACUAGGUGGUCCAGUUCCACCCAGACCAACCCUGGACAUCACUAAUAGAAUGAGAGAACCAGGACCAAGAAUGAUGGAAAUGAUGGGGAUGACCCAUUCACUACCUUCCUUUGGACAUGCUGAGGGCUUGUCAAAUACUUGUAGAAUUAGACCCCCUGGUACUGAAGCAAUGGGAUUAGAUAGUUCUCACAUGAAUCAGGUACCUUUCAGGGGUCAGCAAGAACAGCAGGAUAUAGAUAAGAAUGGUUCCCAGGGUAAAAUGAACCCUGUCACUCACUCAGUGUUUACAUCCAGUGCCAUGAAUUCUCAUCCUUAUGGUAUGGAGUGUAGGCAGAAUAUAAGUGGAACGAAUGGAUCGGGCAUGUCUGGUCCAGGGAGGAGUGGAUUUGGAGAUGAUGUAGGACCAUCAAGAGGUCCAGGUCUUGGCUGGGGAGCAGGGCAGAGUGAAGGUAAAAACUACCCUGUGAUUCAUCCUCCUCCACCUCCUCCUCCCCCUCCUACUUUGGCUAAUCUCCUGCAGCAGCAGGCUCAUGUUGAUAUGAGGCUUGGCCUUCCUGGGGAUCAUGGGACAGAGCAACUUAACCCUGGGCUUGCAAGACUUUCUGCAGGCCACUCUGUCCACACCUCUACCAUGAGUUCUCACAGCUCUCCAAGUAUUGGCUCACUUGGUGCUGUUCAUCUGGGUAUGCUGCCCAUGCCUUCCUCUCAGCCUCCACGUCCUGCACCUCACAGCCAGCUGCCAAGGGGGCAACAUUUCUUGCAGGAGUACUUACACUUGUUUCAGGGUGGUGAAGGUGAAGGCCCAUCAGGCAAUACCUACUCUUUAUUUAGUCCCAUGAGUGGAAGCAGCAUGGGUAUGGGGACAGGCCCCAGUCGUACAGUUCCUCACCCACUCUACCCCAGUGCUUCUCAGCCGAGUGGACAGCAGUCACUUUGGUCUGGUCCGGGCCCUUCUCCACUAGAGCGUCUCCUUGAACAAAAGAAAUACAGCAGUGUUCCUAAGUGAAGCCAGAAGAGAUGGUGAUGUGGAAUUGAAUAAAUGCUAUAUCUGAAAUGGCCCAGCGUGGUACAUGGCUAUACUGCUGUCGCUAUGGAGGAGACAAAUGAAGAGCUGCUGCCAAGGUGAGUUUCCCACAAAAGGAGCUCAUGGUACUUCUUCAGUCACUACUGCUGGACAGGACUUAAUUGGUUAGGUCAUACAAUUGACAGUCAACUAGUCAUGGUUGCUGGAGUAACCAUGUAGUGCUCUUUGUUGUAGUUGUGAGGAGACUGGCAAGAAAUGACCCUGGAAGGCAAUUAUUGAACCUGAGAUAUACAAAUGUGAAAUGUAUGUUGCAUUUGAAAAGUCAGUAUAGAUUUUUAUGUGUAGCUGAUAUGUUAUAUUCAGUGCACGGAUGUGGCUUUUUCUCACUCUGGAACUCCUGUGGCUAAGGUUGUUUCUUAAUGUGUGGAUGUGGAGAGUAUACCAUGAAUUGCAUUGUAAUUGCUUGUACAUUACUCAUACAAGUAAGGCUAUGCAUCAUUUUGCCAAUAUUUACAUAGAGUAUGUAAAGCAAUGCUGAUAGCCACAGAUUAUAGAGGUCUUUGUUCUCUUUGGCCAUGUGUCAUUAGUCAAAAAUAUAUUUGUGAUGUUUAAUCUUUUAUAACAAAUUUUGUUGAGCUGUAAUCUAUGUAAUAGCACUUCCACAUUUAUUACAGGCAUUUAACUCUUUAUUAUGAAACUCAACUCAGCAAGAGUACUUAAACAUAAUUUCCAUUGGUUCAUUGUUUUGGUAGCUAUUCCAUAUACAGACAUUGUUACAUUAUGUUUUGUGAUAUACAUCUAAUGAGUGAAAUAAAUUUUCCACAAGUAUGAAA
Molecule: messenger RNA, 4422 nt
Organism: Eriocheir sinensis (Chinese mitten crab)
Lineage: Eukaryota; Metazoa; Arthropoda; Malacostraca; Decapoda; Varunidae
Product: nonsense-mediated mRNA decay factor SMG7-like
Exons: 18
Coding region: 122-3571 (1149 amino acids)
Biological process (GO): nuclear-transcribed mRNA catabolic process, nonsense-mediated decay
Cellular component (GO): telomerase holoenzyme complex
Molecular function (GO): telomerase RNA binding; protein binding; telomeric repeat DNA binding
Source: RefSeq, a predicted model, not a curated record